CUACCGUGAAUAUAAAGGCAGCGCUUUUUGUGUCAGACCUGCAGACAAAGAGGAGACUGCACGCACGAACUCAAAAUGUCCCACAUCACUGAUAUUGAAGUGUCUCUGGAUGAAGCUCAGGAGAGUCACCUUCGUGAACAAGGCUUCAGCAAAAUCAAUGUUGAACUGAACAAAGGAUCUGGAGGAAACUACAUCUACCUGUGGUACAAAAAAGGCAGCUGCCCAGCAGUCACCAGGAUUCAGUUUUCAUUCACUCAUCAGAUGAGUGAGGGCCUGAUCAAAGCAGGGUACCACAAGAUCGACAAAGACCUCAAUGCUGGAGCAGGUGGCGACUACAUCUAUUUGUGGUACUACAAAGGUUCCUCAGCCCACGAUAUUCCUAUUGUGGACCUUGAUGUCACUACAGAAGCUGCAGAUGAAGCUGAGAAGUUCAAACACGGCUGGGAGAGACUGGCCUGUGAUCUGAACCGGAAAGCUGGAGGAAACUGGAUCUACCUGUGGGUGAAGAGACAGAAACCAGCCUACAUCUGUGACAUCACUGCCAGCGCUGACUUUGAGGGAGACUCUGACCGUUUCAAUGAGGGCUACAAUCAAGUGGAUGAAGACACCAACAGAGGUGGAGGAGGGGCCUACGUCUAUGUCUGGUACCGUCUGAGCACUGACACCAACAAUGUCGUUCGAGAUCUGCAAGUUUCCACCAAUGAUGAAGAAUACCAGGCCUUUCAAAACCAGGGCUACACCGUAGUGAACCAGGACCUGAACCAGGGGACUGGAGGAAACCAGGUGUUCCUGUGGUACAAGAAAGAUGUCUGCAGCAAAAAACCCAUCAAGGCCGUCACUGUGAUCGUUAACCAGGCAGCUGUGCAGCCUUAUGAGAGGGCGGGGAUCGAGGUCAUUAAAAAAAACCUCAAUACAGGCAACAAUGGUGAUGUCCUGUACCUGUGUUAUUACCAGUGAGAGCCAUCAUGGUGGCAGAGCCGAGCAGAAACCAAACAGUGAACAAUGUUCCUGUUUAAUUGGGUUUUUUUUUCUUUCUUUCUGAAAUGAUGUUCAAUCACUGUGAUCUCAGAGGUUUGACUCCACCAAUGAUUAUUGAUCCUACAAUCAAUCAAUCAAUCAAUCAG
Molecule: messenger RNA, 1124 nt
Organism: Archocentrus centrarchus (flier cichlid)
Lineage: Eukaryota; Metazoa; Chordata; Actinopteri; Cichliformes; Cichlidae
Exons: 2
Coding region: 76-957 (293 amino acids)
Source: RefSeq, a predicted model, not a curated record